Messenger RNA from Lizanozyma spartinae, 1044 nucleotides. It is a transcript of the gene MP65, whose product is annotated as putative family 17 glucosidase. Gene Ontology annotation, molecular function: glucan endo-1,3-beta-D-glucosidase activity; 1,3-beta-glucanosyltransferase activity. Gene Ontology annotation, cellular component: fungal-type cell wall; extracellular region; cell surface. Gene Ontology annotation, biological process: cell wall organization; carbohydrate metabolic process. The transcript has a single exon. Bases 1 to 1044 code for a protein of 347 amino acids. The record is from RefSeq and is a predicted model, not a curated record. NCBI's taxonomy places the organism in Eukaryota, Fungi, Ascomycota, Pichiomycetes, Serinales, Debaryomycetaceae.
AUGGCAGUCGCUGUGGCCGCUUCUCCUCUUCCUCAAGAACACCAACACGACCACCACCAACACCACGAAGCCAAGAGAGCUGUCGUGACUGUCACCAACUGGGUCACUGUCGACGGUAACGUUCAGGCUGCCACCACCACUGCUGAAUCUCCAGCCUCCGUCCCAACUACUUUGGCUACCUCUGCAGUUGCUGGUACUUCUGUUGCUGGAUCUGCUUCCUCUGCUGCCGCUUCUUCCUCCUCCGGUUCCAGCUACACUGGUGGCUCCUCCGGUGCUGCAGGUGCUAAGGGUAUUACUUACUCUCCUUACAACGCCGAUGGUACUUGUAAGUCUGCCAGUGAAGUCAAAUCUGAUGUUUCCCAAUUAAGUGGUUUCGAUAUCAUCAGAUUGUACGGUGUCGACUGUAACCAAGUUCCUAACGUCUUGGCUGCUAAAUCUUCUAGUCAAAAGAUUUUCCAAGGUAUCUUUGAUGUCAGUGACAUCUCCGGAGCUGUUUCCACCAUCAAAUCUGCUGUUGAAGCUACUGACGGUGGUUGGGAUAACAUCUACACCAUUUCUGUCGGUAACGAAUUGGUUAACUCUGGUUCUGCUUCCGUUUCUCAAAUUGGUCAAUAUGUUUCCACUGCCAAGUCUGCUUUGACUGCUGCUGGUUACUCUGGUCCAAUUGUCUCUGUUGACACUUUUAUUGCUGUCAUCAACAACCCUGGUUUGUGUGAAUUCUCCGAUUACAUGGCUGUUAAUGCUCACGCUUUCUUUGACGGUAACGUUGAAGCUCCAGAUGCUGGUGCUUGGGUUCUCUUACAAAUUCAAAGAGUCUGGUCCGCUUGUGGAGGUAAAAAGGAUGUUUUCAUCACUGAAACCGGUUGGCCAUCAAGAGGUGAUGCCAACAACAAGUGUGUCCCCUCUGAAGCUAACCAAUCUGCUGCUAUCUCUUCCAUCAAGGCUUCUGCCGGUGACUCUUGUAUCUUGUUCAACGCUUUCAACGAUCUCUGGAAAGCUAAUGGCCCUUUCAAUGCUGAAAAGUACUGGGGUAUCUUGAACUAA